Plenodomus lingam JN3 is the source of this 1029-nucleotide messenger RNA. RefSeq lists its product as uncharacterized. Gene Ontology annotation, biological process: pantothenate biosynthetic process. Gene Ontology annotation, cellular component: mitochondrion. Gene Ontology annotation, molecular function: 3-methyl-2-oxobutanoate hydroxymethyltransferase activity; magnesium ion binding. The record is from RefSeq and is a predicted model, not a curated record. Lineage: Eukaryota; Fungi; Ascomycota; Dothideomycetes; Pleosporales; Leptosphaeriaceae.
AUGUCGCGUGCCUUUGCAACCAGGCUUCGACUGUCGUCGCCGAGGACGCACUCUCUCCUCUGCUCGGUGUCGUCGCUACCCUGUUCGCCCUGGAUCCGGUCUCCUACUGCGCAAGUCCGGCCGAGUUCACAUUCUCCGAUGGGCUCUGCGCCUGGGAAUGCGCGCAAGCCCGUCACCAUCCAUACUCUCCACAGCCUCUACCGCAAGAACGAGCCCAUUACGGUGAUUACCGCACACGACUUCCCAAGCGCCCACGUCGCCGACCAAGCAGGCAUGGACAUGGUACUCGUCGGCGACAGUCUGGCCAUGGUUGCGCUUGGAAUGGAAGACACGAGUGAGGUAUUGAUGGAAGAGAUGUUAUUGCACUGCAAAUCAGUAGCACGAGCAACCAAGGCCGCCUUCACCGUGGGCGACUUGCCCAUGGGAAGUUACGAAAUCUCUCCCGAGCAAGCCUUGGCCUCUGCCAUUCGCAUGAUCAAAGUCGGCCGUGUCAAAUCCGUCAAGCUGGAAGGCGGCAAGGAAAUGGCACCGACCAUCGCAAAGAUCACAGGAGCUGGCAUCCCCGUGCUCGCCCAUGUAGGCUUGACGCCCCAGAGACAAAAUGCCCUUGGCGGCUUCCGCGUCCAAGGUAAGAGCACCGCUUCGGCCGUCAAGCUGCUCGAGGAUGCACUGGCAGUACAAGACGCAGGUGCCUUUGCCGUCGUGGUCGAGGCGGUACCGGCCGAAGUCGCCACCCUCGUCACCAAGGAACUCAGCAUACCCACAAUAGGUAUUGGGGCUGGUAAUGGCUGCUCCGGUCAGGUGCUGGUGCAGGUUGAUAUGCUGGGCAACUUUCCUCCCGGUCGCUUCUUGCCAAAGUUUGUCAAACAGUUUGGCAAUGUGUGGGACGAGAGUACCAGGGCGAUUUCACAGUACAGAGAUGAGGUGAAGAGUCGGGAGUACCCGGCGCCAGAGCAUACGUACCCCAUAUCCAAGGAAGUACAUGACGAGUUUGAAAGGCUGGUUGAGCAAAGGCAAAAGGGGCGGUAG